AUGCUCCGUACCUACUUGACCUCCACCCCGGUGCUGGAGGGGACCCGGCUCCGCUUCGCCGUGUCGGUGACGGAUGAGAUGUUUAUGCCUCUACCGGGUGACUUCUCUUUGGACCUGAGCCUUAGAGAUAGCAAGGGCACGCGGCUGGCUGGCCUACGGGACGUGCAAGUGACCAGCUUCCGUAUCUGUGAUGGGCUGGAGCUGGCCAUUGACUGUGCCGUGCCGGAGUCCGUAGUCGGGCAGGAUGCUUGCCUUCUGGUUGCCGCGCAGACGGAGAGAGACAGCGAAACUGGGACUGGCAGCCGAGCCCGGUCAAGGUCCCCAGCUCGUUGCUCCAAGUGCAGGGUCCAGGCAUCAGGAAGCUGCAAUGACAGAGCGCUUCCGGAAGCACAGCGGCUAGGCGACAUUUGGGCAGUUCAUGCAGAGGCACUGCAUGGCGAUGCGGUUCUGUCCUGCGAAUAUCCGCUGUCGAGCCGAGAGGACGAGCACUGUUUUCGCUGCUUUGCAUUGGGAUCCCAUCUCCUCCGCAUAAGGGAGGAGAUCUCCAGUGCCGAUAUGCCCACAGGGGGACGUCUCUGGGAUGCUGGUGUAGUCCUGGCUCACUGGCUCGCGAGCUUGGGGCCAAACGCCGCAGAACUGCGGGGAAAGGCCGUCCUCGAGCUUGGAAGUGGCUGUGGGCUGCCCGGCAUCGUGGCCGCAAAUCUCUUCGCUUCGAGGACGGUCUUCACGGACAGGCAGCCGGUUCUGCAGCUGGUGAAGCAAAAUGUCGCGACGAACUGCCCGAAUCAGAACACCAAAGUCCUGGAGCUGGAUUGGGUGAGGAGGGAGCACUGGCAGCAAGUCAAGAGCCAGUGUGGGGAUGCCUUCGACAUCAUUUUGAUGUCAGACUUGCUCUAUACAUCAACGGCUGCCUCGAAGGUAAAGGACACCCUGCUCUUCUUCUCGAAGCCUGGAACGAUGGUUUUCCUGGCGCACAAGCCCCGCAUGGAGUCCUUCCCCGGCUCUGAGAGCCAGGAGCCCUUCAACCCGCUGGCGCUGGAGUCCACCCUAGGCCCAUGGUUCGAAUCCACCCGCAUCCUCAGCUUCGGCAUGGAGCACUGCCCGAUCCACCUCUUCCGCAUGACCCGGUGGAAGUCCUGA
Molecule: messenger RNA, 1140 nt
Organism: Symbiodinium sp. CCMP2456
Lineage: Eukaryota; Dinophyceae; Suessiales; Symbiodiniaceae
Source: the annotation of a GenBank genome assembly